This is a messenger RNA of Ipomoea triloba (trilobed morning glory), 2304 nucleotides long. Its product is annotated as ubinuclein-1-like. The record is from RefSeq and is a predicted model, not a curated record. Bases 184 to 2103 code for a protein of 639 amino acids. Gene Ontology annotation, cellular component: nucleus. The transcript has 14 exons. NCBI's taxonomy places the organism in Eukaryota, Viridiplantae, Streptophyta, Magnoliopsida, Solanales, Convolvulaceae.
GUAAAAAAGAAAAAAGGAAAAAACCAGAAAAGGGAAGAAAUGCGCAAACCGAGAUACGAGAAAGAAAUCACUUCCCAUUCACUCUAGGACUUAGGGUUUCGAUUCUCUAUUACCCUCUCUUUUGCUCUCUCGUAUUUUCUUGAAACCCAAAUUUUGAUUCAGAUUCAGCAAUUAUAAUCUUCAAUGGAUGAACCUGGUACCGGUGGUGGCGGUGAAUCUGCCGGCGGCAAGUUCUCGACGUCGUACGAGGAGUCGGCAGGGCGGCAGAGGUUUAAAGUGAAGCUGACGCCGGGGGAGACCACAAUCGUAUCAUGGAAGAAGCUUCUCAAGGACGCCACUGGCUCUCAUUCUAGAAGAAAUGCUGUUUCCGACCCUGCCCCGAGUUCAUCUGCAGCUGCCGCUGCGAAUCAACCUCUUGACUCACACAUUGCUCCGGAAGUUAAGGAUGCUCCCCCUGGAAACCGUUUAAAUGCUGUAAUAGAGAAGAUUGAACGUCUUUAUGUGGGAAAGCAUAGUGAUGAUGAGGAAGAUCUUAGUGAUGUUCCUGAUGAGGAUGAGUACGACACAGAGGAUUCUUUCAUAGAUGAUACUGAGCUGGAUGAAUAUUUUGAGGUUGACAACUCAGCAAUCAAGCAUGAUGGCUUUUUUGUUAAUCGUGGAAAUUUGGAGAGGAUAGAACCCACUUCACUGCAAAUUCAACUCCCGGAAAAGCGAAGAAGAAAAGAUCAGGCAAAAGGUCAUUCUGGGAGUGAUGGAUUUAUUCCAAAUAAACUUGCUAAAGUUGCAAAGGAUACUGGGAAACCUGUUCCUGAUGUUGCCGGAGCAUCUGGACUUCCUUACUCUGGUGUUAUGCUUGAUUUACAUCAUGAAAAUGACUCUCCAAAUAUUACCAAUGGGCUACACCAAUCACUUCAGGGAGGAGAAAAAAGUGUUGGUCACGAUGAAAGGCUCAACACUGGUCCACCCGAGGCCAAGAGCUCCAUACAGCCAGUGAGAAGGGAAGCAUCUAGUGUUAGACGAAAAGGUACAAUGCUAGAGAAGGCCAUCAGAGACUUGGAGAAGAUAGUUGCAGAAUCAAGGCCACCUAAUACCGACGUUCAAGAAGCUGAUAAUUCAUCACAAGCUAUCAAAAGGAGGUUACCACUUGAAAUAAAGCAUAAGCUGGCGAAAGUUGCUAGACUGGCGCAGGCAAGCCAUGGAAAAGUUUCAGAUGAGUUAGUAAAUCGCUUAAUGAGUAUUGUUGGCCACUUGAUACAGCUCCGGACAUUAAAGAGAAAUUUGAAGGCCAUGAUUAACAUGGGGUUGUCGGCAAAACAGGAGAAAGAUGAUAGGGUGCAGCAAAUAAAAGCAGAAGUUGCAGAUAUGAUUAGGACUCGAAUUCCACCUGCUAAAUCUAAGACAAUUGAACAAGAAGAUAGAACUAUGGAAGAUUUCCAAGAUGUCAUAAAAAAAAGAUAUCGCAUGGAUAAUGCACUAGAAGACAAGAUAUGUGACCUGUAUGAUCUUUAUAUUGAGGGUUUGGAAGAAGAUGCUGGUCCACAAGUCCGAAAGCUGUAUUCAGAGCUUGCUACGUAUUGGCCAAAUGGAAUCAUAGACAACCAUGGGAUUAAACGAGCUAUAUGUAGAGCAAAAGAUAGGAGGAAGGCUUUGUACAAUCAACGCAAGGAGCGAGAGAAGAUUGGAAGGAGCAAGGUGUCGGGUUCUAAGGUUGAGGUCCCUUGUGGAGUAGAAACUCCCAUUCUUGCUCAACCAGUGCACACCCAAGAGAGGUCGGCAGUUAAUGCAAGAGAUCAUGUUUCAACUUCAGCAAAUAAGCCAGUGCCCAAUACUGAAGCAGUAAAUGUAAAUGCAAAUGCAAAUGCUGGUGUUCCAAUGCCUGAGAGAGUGAAAGGAAGUUCCAGCAGUUGCAGUGAUAUGCCUAAAAAGAAAGCGAAGAGGAAACCGGAAUCAGAGUUGAAUGAAGGUGAGCAGCGGGCAGAGAAGAUGAGUAGUUCCACACAAGCAGUAGCUGAGAACAAGUGUCAAAAACCUCUUGCUGCUGCUCAUGUCAAACCUACUUUUCAACCUGUUGGUCCUCCAAGCUUUGGACCGCUGAUAUCAUGAAUUGUUUUUGUAGGUGGAGGAUCACAUGACAUCGGUAUAGGAUAUGUCUGACCCAUGCUUUUGAAAGUAAGUCCAGGCAAGAUGCCUUUGAUUUAAUUCACUUCACUAGCUAUGGUGGGUAGCUUCACUUAUUGUGAGGUGUUGAUAAAAAGCACUUUGUAACGGGUUAACGUGAUAUAAUAAAUUAACUAGUAUUUUACC